AUGGAUGGAAAAAGAUAUUUAAGGUAUUACAUGUUGGGAAACGUUUUUGUUCGAGAGACUUUCAAACCACAUUAUCUUCAGAGUGCUGCUUAUUCUUUACAAUCUGGCAUCAGAUAUUUCGUCUAUGAUUCUAAAAUGAACCAAAUAUGGCAAGGGAACAAACACUGUACUAAAGAAGCUAGCCCAGAAAAGGAACAAGGAUUAGCGUGUACAAUGGCCGCUGCAGGAUUAGCAUGUGGAGUCCGAAAACAGAAGUGCAGAUUGCUAGUGAGACUGGUACAAGAAUAUGGAGUGAAGAAAUGGGCAUUUAUUGCCUCCUUGAUUGGCAGAAGAAUAGGCAAACAAUGUAGAGAACGAUGGUUCAAUCAUCUACGUCCUGAUAUCAAGAGAGAUGCAUGGACUUUAGACGAAGAGAUCGCUCUGGUGGAAGCCCAUUCUGCAAUGGGAAACAGGUGGGCAGAAAUAGCAAAAAGAAUUCCUGGAAGAACUGAGAAUUCUAUAAAAAAUCACCGGAAUACUACAUGGAGGAGGCAAAUGAAUAAACGGAAGAGCUGA
Papaver somniferum (opium poppy) is the source of this 555-nucleotide messenger RNA. RefSeq names its product transcription factor MYB98-like. Gene Ontology annotation, molecular function: DNA-binding transcription factor activity, RNA polymerase II-specific; RNA polymerase II cis-regulatory region sequence-specific DNA binding. Lineage: Eukaryota; Viridiplantae; Streptophyta; Magnoliopsida; Ranunculales; Papaveraceae. Gene Ontology annotation, cellular component: nucleus. Gene Ontology annotation, biological process: regulation of DNA-templated transcription. The record is from RefSeq and is a predicted model, not a curated record. The coding region runs from base 1 to 555 and encodes 184 amino acids. The transcript has 4 exons.